Aspergillus luchuensis is the source of this 1125-nucleotide messenger RNA. Its product is annotated as glutamine amidotransferase subunit DUG3. The transcript is spliced from 4 exons. The record is from RefSeq and is a predicted model, not a curated record. NCBI's taxonomy places the organism in Eukaryota, Fungi, Ascomycota, Eurotiomycetes, Eurotiales, Aspergillaceae. Bases 1 to 1125 code for a protein of 374 amino acids.
AUGUGUCGUCUCCUGGUAUACAAAGGCAGGCAUGAGAUUCGUCUCAGCAAGCUUGUCACGGAGCCAAGCCAUUCCAUUCUCACUCAGUCCUACGACUCCCGUUUAAGACUAGACAACCGCCGCCCCGUCAACGGAGACGGCUUCGGCGUGGGCUUCUACACCGACCCAAAACUAGGUCCGGAGCCAUGCAUCUUCACAUCGACACUCCCAGCCUGGAACUGCGAGAACCUUGAGCGGCUCGCCUCCAAGACAUGCUCUAAUCUAAUCUUCGCGCACGUGCGCGCAACCACAGAGGGCACUCUCUCCGACACGAACUGCCACCCAUUCCAGCACAGCACGCUGAUGUGGAUGCACAACGGCAACGUCGGCGGCUGGCAGUACAUCAAGCGGCCGUUGGCCGACUCGCUCGCGGACAAAUGGUUCCUAGGCGUCAAGGGCGGGACAGAUAGCGAGUGGGCAUUCGCGCUGUUCCUUGACCUUCUCGAGAAAGAGGGUGUGGAUCCUAGCUCUGAUCCCGGCCCAGGAGGGUUCGGACAGGCGCUGCUGCGUCGGGUGAUGGUGAAGACGAUUGCCAAAAUCAAUGAGUUCAUUCGUGAUAUUCCCAAGAGACAUAAUGUGUCGAAUGUGGAGACGCGCAGUUUGUUGAACUUUGCUGUUACGGAUGGCCAGACUGUUAUCUGUACGAGGUACAUCAGUAGCAAGACGGAUGAACCGGCUAGUUUGUACUUUUCGUCCGGGACGAAGUGGGUGGAGGGGAAGGAUAAGGGGCACUUUAAGAUGGAGAGGCAUGAUAAGGGGGCUGAUAUUGUACUUGUGGCUAGUGAGCCGAUUACUUUUGAGAGACAUAAUUGGGUCUCCGUCCCUGCCAACUCCAUCGUCACCAUCCACAAGCAAACCGUCCUGCUACAUCCCAUCAUGGAUGAGUUUUACGUCGAGGAUACGAACCAGGACCGCUCAUCUUGCUACGCCGUGUCCAAGGGUCUUGUUAGCACAGCCCCCGGGACAACCGUGCAGCCCCGUGAAGCAGGGGCUGUCGAUACCAACCCCGGAGCUAUCCAUGGCAAUGGCUCCACACUAGAUUCGCAGCAAAUUGGUCUCGCCAACAAGUGCGCUUUGUCACAUUGA